AUGGCUCAAAUGAUGCAAGGAAUGCAGGGGCAACAACCUCCUACUCAAGCUCCCGUUCCUCAAGCUGCAGCUGGACCUGAUUUUCGUGCCUUCUUCAGGAUGGAUCCUCCAGAGUUUGUUGGCGGACUUGAUUCCCUCUUGGCUCAUGAUUGGCUAGCUGGUAUGGAGAGGGUGUUUCAAGCUAUUCAGUGUACUGAAGAAGAGAAGCACUUCAAAGUGGCAUUCUUGGAGAAGUACUUCCCUAAUAGCGUGAGGACCCAAAAGGAGAGAGAAUUUCAGAACUUCAAACAAAGUGACAUGACUGUUUCAGAAUAUGCAGAGAAGUUCGAGGAUUUGGCUGAUUACUCCCGGCAGGCUGUUUAUGCUCCAGAUGAACUAUGGAAGAUCGAUCAGUUUAUGAUGGGAUUGAGGGCCGACAUUGCUCAUAGCGUUUCUCAAAGAGAGUUCACUACUUAUGCCGAAUGUCUAAGGCAGUGUUAUGUUGCUGAAAACAGUUUGAAAAGGGUUCAAGAAGAGAGGAACCAGAACAGGGCUAAUUUCAGAGAGCAAGGGAGAUCUACUCAACACUUGAGGCCCCGUAACCCUCCACCAAAGAAGAAGCAGGUUUAUGGUGACCAAUCGACUCAACCGCCUCAUUGUCGUAGGUGUGGAAGGAAGCAUACUGGAGAUUGCCAGCUUGGUUCUGUGACUUGUUUUAGAUGUGGCGAGCAGGGCCACAUAGCUCCACGCUGUCCACAAAGGAGGAUUCCUGAGAAGACUGCAGGUCGUGUUUACACUUUGGAUUCAAGGAAGGCCAAGGGAAACAACAAUCUCAUUGCGGGUUAUUCUGUUACCUGA
Molecule: messenger RNA, 837 nt
Organism: Vicia villosa (hairy vetch)
Lineage: Eukaryota; Viridiplantae; Streptophyta; Magnoliopsida; Fabales; Fabaceae
Exons: 3
Coding region: 1-837 (278 amino acids)
Molecular function (GO): nucleic acid binding; zinc ion binding
Source: RefSeq, a predicted model, not a curated record